GAAAAUCGCAGGUUGCCUUAACCGCCGGGAUUGGAGCAAGACUACAUUGACCAUCAUGUAGCGAGAGUUUUGCUUUGGGACUACCUUUCCCAUGCGCCCUUGCGGAGGAGGAGGAGGAGGAAGACUCUGGCCUUGAAGGACUCCGGUGGCGGGAAAGCGAGGCAGCCCUGGCAGAGCGUGGAGCAGAGCAUGGAGCAAUUCGUCCAGGGUCUUUUCCAGGGGAGCCCAGACCUCAGCACCCUUACACACGCCAUUGUGCAGAAGAAAUAUCUUGCCCAUGUUGGGAAGGAGAAUUUGACGAAAGAGGAGAAAGUUCAGCUCAAGCGGCUGAUAGAGAAAGAACUGCUCCAGAUUCAGAUUGAAGAUUCUGGCGACGAAGAGUCGUUGACUAAAUUACAGCCUUCGACCAAAUCUGGGGGCAAAAAGAGAACUUUCUGCCUCUCUGAUAGCUCUGAAGAUGAGGUAGAAAAGAAGCAUGAACAGAAGAAGCGACGAACUGAGAAGGAGCUGGAACUCAGUUCCGAUGAAGAGGACUCCGGGAUUGACUCCAAGAAGGCACAAGUCUGCCUUGGCCCAAAAUAUGCGGGGAAAUCCUUGAGCUCUCCUGACCAUGGAGAUUCUGGGGCAGAAGGUCACGAUGACGCAUCAGGGAGCGAGGAGGAGAGCACGAAAAGCAACACCACACCAUUGGUUUGCCUGUCCAGCAAGAGGCGGCAAGGCAGAGGAAAGGGGGAACAGUCAGGGAGUGAGUCAGAGGAGAGCAAAGGUGGGAAAGGAAGUGACGUUGAAGAAGAGGUCAGCACACCAAGGAAGGCAACCAGCGGCCAAACAGGAGAGUCGCAGGAUAAUUCUGAGCGGGACCAUCAAGGCCGCAAGCUCCAGAAGAAGAAAGAGAUGGACAGAGAACCUGGUAAGGUAGAGAAAGGUCCGUGCAGAAAAAAGGGUGCACAAAGUAGGGAAAGAGAGACGGACUCAGAAGAGGAAAUGAAGCUAUCCGAGCUGCGUAGAAAGAGGAGAACUGAUCGGAGUAACAGUGAAAAGGAACGGGUCGGAGGGGAUGGCUGGAAGGCUAAGAUCGCAGGAGGCCCAAGAGGCCGGAGGGCUCAAGAGCAGAGCCAGAGCGAGGAUGAACCUGACUGCGCUUCAGGGGAGAAUCCGAAAAUGCAGAGGAAGGUGAGUGGCUAUAAACCCCGAAUGAAAGAUGCAAGCGUGGAGGAGUCGGAGAGCGAUUCGGAUGAGAGUGGGGGUAACGGCCGGACUAAGAAAGAUGCACGCACGACCAAAUCCCAGAGGGCAAGUGCGGAGGAAUUGAAGUCAGACAGUGAUGUGGAGGAGGAGGAGGAGGAGGUGAUGAAGAAGGGGGUAAAAAAACAAGGAACGAGAAAGGCCCAGGUGAAGAGGACGAGCAGGAAAGAACUGGGGGGAAAUCAGAACCGCCGGAAUCCAAUAAAGCCGCAAGGUGGACUCAAGCCCGCGAGAAGCUUGAACAGGAAACCAUCAGGAAGUGCAGCAGGGGAAGAGAAGGGCUCGGGACGAAAAAAGAAGGCAACAAGGAACUCCAGCAGCCAUGAAAGCGAGUCCCAGAGUGAGGAAGACCGGAAGGGGAAGGGGAAAAAGCCAUCUGAGAAGAUAGCCGUUGGCAGUAGUGACUCAGAAAGCAGCUCUGAAGAAACUGCGGGUGCGAAUCAGAGACAAAGGAAGAUGUCCGAAGAGAGGAAAGCGAACGAGGAGGUGUCUGGGAGUGAAUCUAGCCAGGAGGAAGACGAGGCAGAAAAGAAAGGAGCUGAGAAGCCCCGGCGGGGAAGCGUCAGUGAAGUGGAAUCAGAGAGCCACUCCGAAGACUCUGGCAGUGAGUCUGUGGGAAAGGUGAAAAACAAAAGUCAGUGGGCGAAAGCAACACCAAGGCCCAAAGGCAGAAGUCACAAGAAGGAAGGAAUGAGCGAAUCGGAUGAGGAGGAAGAGCUCAGGAGCUCAGGAGAGGAAGAUGGCUCUAGGCCUUCCAAACAAGGAAAGGACAAAGGGCAUCGUUCCACAAAGGGUGAGGACCACCCUUCAGUCCAGCGCCUGAAGCGCUACAUCUGGGAGUGCGGGGUGCGCAGAAAUUACAAGAAGCUGCUUAUGGGAUGCCGUUCCCGCAAAGCUCAGUUGGAAGUCUUGAAGCAGGAGCUGGAAAACCUGGGCCUGAAAGGGACGCCCACUCUAGCCAAGUGCAAGGCUCUGAAGAAAAAGCGCGAAGAAGCUGCUGAAAUGGCUUCACUCGAUGUCAGCAACAUUAUAACGACAGAAGGCCGCCCAAGACGUCGUAAUGUCUGGAGUCUCUACAGCAAACCGGAGGAACCACCCGGAUCCCCGGAGGAGUCACCCAUCCGCCGUCCUGCAACGGACUGGUCCCGCCUUCGAGGGAUCAUCAGUUCAGACGACGAAAGCGAUUGAGUGCAAGGCAGAGGGGAGGGCAUCUAAGCUCUUAUGACCCUAGCGUUGAGGAGAAGAAAGUGUUAAAUUGGGAAUUGUCCUUUGAUGACCUGGAAGAUGUUCUUAGCUCUCCUCUCUUGAUACAGCAAGGGGAAAAGCUGAACACCUUUUAGUGUGGAUUUCUGUCACCAGGGAGAAGGCAUAAGUGGCUUAUGUUGACCACAGAGAUUGUUCCCCUUCUAGUGUCAGAAGCAGUGGGCAGAGUGAGGGGGUAAACUUGUUCCUUCAGAUACCGCAAGUGCAUAGUGCGUAACUAUGCUUGGGUUGAAACAUCAGUCAAGCAAACGAUCUUCAUCCUCACGGGAAAAUUCUAGAGGAGUGGCAUACAUGUGUAUAUGUUCUGUAAAUAGUUGUAUUAUUUUUCUGAGUUUUAUCUUCUGUGUUCUUAAUUAAGCAUGAAGGAGAGUUAUUUUCAUUUCAGACAUGAAGUUAAACCAUGUGGCACACGAAAAUGGCUGGACUUGCCCUUGAACAUCUAGAGGGACAGAGUUAAACACCCCUGCUCUAAAGCAACCAAUAUUCUGGGACAAGGGCUGUUCCUUUCUGUGUCCUGAAUGCCACCGCCACCCUCCCCCACUUUAUUUUCGUUCAUCCAUUAAAGAAUCUGAUUCUGGAAUGGACCCUAUUCAGAUGGAAACAGAUGCACCUUUGUAAUGGGAAGCAUAUAUUGUAGUAAGUGUUGUGCUUUGUACGACUGAAAUAUUCUUUGUACAACUGAAAUAUUCUUUUUAUAUUUGUUAAAUAAAGUCUUCUAUUGGA
Sphaerodactylus townsendi is the source of this 3231-nucleotide messenger RNA. RefSeq names its product HIRA interacting protein 3 (gene HIRIP3). Gene Ontology annotation, cellular component: nucleus. The record is from RefSeq and is a predicted model, not a curated record. Lineage: Eukaryota; Metazoa; Chordata; Lepidosauria; Squamata; Sphaerodactylidae. The transcript is spliced from 7 exons. Bases 190 to 2433 code for a protein of 747 amino acids.